Opisthorchis viverrini is the source of this 300-nucleotide messenger RNA. RefSeq lists its product as hypothetical. NCBI's taxonomy places the organism in Eukaryota, Metazoa, Platyhelminthes, Trematoda, Opisthorchiida, Opisthorchiidae. The transcript has a single exon. The coding region runs from base 1 to 300 and encodes 99 amino acids. The record is from RefSeq and is a predicted model, not a curated record.
AUGACGACAAUGACCAUAGAUUUUCACCGAGAACUUGAAGAACGGCUGGAAGCACAAACGCAUGAGGCCGUUCCCUGUGACCCCAUACUCCCGUUUCAUCACCAGUCUGCAUCAACACAGCCAAUGACAGAAAGCCAUUUAUGUGGUGCACACACGCAUAUGGUAAAGAACCGGUCCACAGUGAGCCCGUUGGAUCACCGUCAUGGUAACGUGGUGUCACCGAUUGUAAGAUUCCGAAUUCCACACGCUCCGUACCCCAAUCACAUGACCAGUCAACAGCCGGGUCCGGUGCUAAUAUGA